AUGCCUGCCGACGACCGAAGCGGCAAACAGGCUGCGGCCCAACAAGCCGUCGACAUUCUGCAUGAGAUCUCUACCAUUCUCAACUGCCACUUGGAUCGUCGCACACUCUCCAUAUGCAUUUCAAUGAUUGAGAAUGGAGUCAACCCCGAGGCUCUCGCCACUGUUGUGAAGGAGCUGAGGAAAGAGUCUCAGGAAGUAGACGCACAGAUCGCCUCGCGGUAG
Molecule: messenger RNA, 222 nt
Organism: Colletotrichum higginsianum IMI 349063
Lineage: Eukaryota; Fungi; Ascomycota; Sordariomycetes; Glomerellales; Glomerellaceae
Product: Mitotic-spindle organizing protein 1
Exons: 3
Coding region: 1-222 (73 amino acids)
Biological process (GO): gamma-tubulin complex localization; mitotic spindle assembly; microtubule nucleation by interphase microtubule organizing center
Cellular component (GO): centrosome; spindle; interphase microtubule organizing center
Source: RefSeq, a predicted model, not a curated record